Messenger RNA from Solea senegalensis (Senegalese sole), 5495 nucleotides. RefSeq names its product transportin-2-like. The coding region runs from base 63 to 2825 and encodes 920 amino acids. Gene Ontology annotation, biological process: protein import into nucleus. Gene Ontology annotation, molecular function: small GTPase binding; nuclear import signal receptor activity. The transcript has 24 exons. The record is from RefSeq and is a predicted model, not a curated record. Lineage: Eukaryota; Metazoa; Chordata; Actinopteri; Pleuronectiformes; Soleidae. Gene Ontology annotation, cellular component: cytoplasm; nucleus.
GCUGCUAGGAAGGGGAGAAGAGCGGCCCAGUCCAGAAAAAUCCACCUUUCAACUCGACAUUGAUGGAGUGGCAGCCAGAUGAGCAGGGACUUCAGCAGGUCCUCCAACUGCUCAAAGACUCACAGUCUCCCAACACAGUCACGCAGAGAGCUGUCCAACAAAAACUUGAACAACUCAAUCAGUUUCCAGACUUCAACAAUUAUCUCAUCUUUGUCCUCACACGACUCAAGACUGAAGACGAGCCAACUCGCUCUCUGAGCGGUCUCAUCUUGAAGAACAAUGUUAAAGCCCACUACCAGAAUUUCCCCCCAGCAGUUGCUGUAUUCAUCAAGCAGGAAUGUCUCAACCACAUUGGUGACCCCUCACCACUCAUUCGUGCCACCAUUGGCAUCCUCAUCACCACUAUUGCCUCCAAAGGAGAGCUACAGACGUGGCCUGAACUACUGCCACAGCUCUGCAACCUGCUCAACUCGGAAGACUACAACACUUGCGAGGGCUCGUUUGGAGCACUGCAGAAGAUCUGCGAAGACUCGUCGGAGCUGUUGGACAGCGACGCUCUGGACAGGCCCCUGAACAUUAUGAUACCUAAAUUCCUGCAAUUCUUCAAGCACUGCAGCCCUAAGAUCAGGUCCCAUGCAAUUGCCUGUGUGAACCAGUUCAUCAUUGGCAGAGCUCAGGCCCUUAUGGACAACAUUGAUACUUUCAUAGAGAGCUUAUUUGUGCUGGCAGCAGACGAGGACCCCGAGGUGCGAAAAAAUGUGUGCCGAGCCUUGGUCAUGUUACUUGAGGUCCGCAUCGACCGCCUCAUCCCCCAUAUGCACAGUAUCAUCCAGUACAUGUUGCAGCGGACGCAGGAUCCAGAUGAAAAUGUGUCUCUUGAAGCCUGUGAGUUCUGGUUGACUCUAGCAGAGCAGCCCAUCUGUCAAGAGAUGCUGUCUGGACACUUGGUGCAACUGAUACCAAUAUUAGUAAAUGGGAUGAAGUACUCGGAGAUAGACAUCAUACUGUUGAAGGGUGAUGUGGAGGAGGAUGAGGCAGUACCAGACAGCGAUCAGGACAUCAAACCCCGUUUCCACAAGUCCCGCACAGUCACCUUGCAGCAUGGAGGAGGAGAGGGUGAGGACGGUGAAGACAUUGAAGAUGAUGACGAUGAUGACGAUGACACUCUGUCAGACUGGAACCUGCGAAAGUGCUCAGCAGCAGCCCUGGAUGUGUUGGCUAAUGUGUUCCGUGACGAUCUGCUCCCACACCUCCUCCCACUUCUGAAAGACCUACUCUUCAGCCCUGAGUGGGUCAUCAAGGAGUCUGGCAUCCUGGUGUUGGGGGCCAUAGCUGAGGGCUGCAUGCAGGGUAUGGUGCCCUACCUACCGGAGUUGAUGCCCCAUCUCAUCCAGUGUCUUUGCGACAAGAAGGCUCUUGUACGCUCCAUUGCCUGUUGGACCCUGAGUCGGUACGCACAUUGGGUGGUGUCCCAGCCCCCUGACUCCUGCCUCAAACCGCUAAUGACGGAGCUUCUGAAACGCAUCCUGGACAGCAACAAAAGAGUGCAAGAGGCUGCCUGCAGUGCAUUUGCCACAUUAGAAGAGGAGGCAUGCACAGAGCUGGUUCCAUACCUGAGCUUCAUCCUGGACACGCUGGUCUUUGCCUUUGGGAAAUACCAGCACAAAAAUCUCCUCAUUCUCUAUGAUGCCAUAGGAACUCUUGCAGAUUCAGUGGGUCAUCACCUUAAUCAGCCUGAGUACAUUCAGAAGUUGAUGCCCCCUCUAAUUGCCAAAUGGAAUGAGCUGAAGGAUGAAGACAAGGAUCUUUUCCCGCUACUAGAGUGUCUGUCAUCGGUAGCCACCGCUCUGCAGAGUGGCUUUUUGCCUUACUGUGAGCCUGUUUAUCAGCGUUGUGUCACACUGGUCCAAAAGACAUUAGCUCAGGCUAUGAUGUAUAACCAGCAUCCAGACCAGUAUGAGUCUCCUGACAAGGAUUUUAUGAUUGUGGCUCUGGAUCUGCUGAGCGGCCUGGCCGAAGGUUUGGGGUCUAAUGUGGAGCAGCUAGUCGCCCGUUCCAACAUCAUGACCCUGCUUUUCCAGUGCAUGCAGGACACGAUGCCUGAAGUGAGGCAAAGCUCUUUUGCCCUGCUGGGUGAUCUAACUAAGGCCUGCUUUAUUCAUGUGAAGCCUUGUAUUGCUGAGUUCAUGCCCAUCUUGGGGCUCAACCUGAACCCAGAAUUUAUCUCCGUAUGCAACAACGCCACCUGGGCCAUCGGGGAGAUAGCCAUGCAAAUGGGUGCAGAGAUGCAGUCUUAUGUAGGCAUGGUCCUGCCUCAUCUAGUAGAAAUCAUAAACAGACCCAACACGCCCAAGACCCUGUUGGAAAACACAGGUACACAAACACCAAUACUUUGCAUGGUAUGGUUGAGAUAUUAUCUGGGAAUUACUGAUUUAUUUCUAUUUGUUUUUUUUUCCCUAUGUGCAGCAAUUACAAUUGGCAGAUUGGGUUACAUCUGUCCUCAGGAAGUAGCACCACAGCUGCAGCAAUUCAUCAGACCAUGGUGCUCAUCAUUGAGAAACAUCAGAGAUAACGAGGAGAAGGACUCAGCCUUUCGGGGAAUUUGUGUAAUGAUUGGCGUCAACCCUGGAGGAGUAGUACAGGAUUUUAUUUUCUUCUGUGAUGCCGUGGCUUCAUGGGUCAACCCAAAAGACGAUUUGAGAGACAUGUUUUAUAAGAUCCUUCAUGGCUUCAAAGACCAGGUUGGAGAGGAAAACUGGCAGCAGUUUUCUGAGCAGUUCCCUCCCAUUUUGAAAGAGCGCCUGUCUGCCUGCUAUGGAGUCUAACCCAAUUUUCUCCUUGGUCCAAACAGGACACGGGCUUGUUAGGUUACUGUAAAGGAGGCUUACUGGGAAGUCAUGGCACUGCUGAGAUCGUGGGGAGGAAUGAGAGCUGGAGGGAUGUGACUGACCCUCUAACCAGUGGAUGACCCACCUUUACCAUGUGUUUCUCUGAGGGAGGGUGGUGGGUGUGGGUGGGCAAACUGGGGAUAUACAUAUACCUCUUGGAUUAAACGCUUCACUAAAUCCAAACACACUCAAAAGUGACUUUCACCAACAUCACUGCAGGGAUCCUAGAUGGGUGAAGGCAAAAUAGGGUCUGGCUUUGACCUUUCCAGCCUCCGUUUGAUUAUAUUGUUGAGGUAGAUGACAGCUGGGAGGCAGUGGAAGAUAAGUACAUAAUAAGGAUUUAUCUGAGCCACCAUGGGGGUUCCACAGUCCUUAAUACCACAAUGCACAUAGUCGGUAGAAACUCACAGAUGUAACUGCUUUUUAACAGGACUGUGCCAGAGAUUAAACCAAAAAACAUGCUUUUACUAUGUAAUAAUGCAGGAAAUGUGCACAUUUUUGCCCCUCUUUUAUGGCAAAAUAGCAUAAACCAUUGAGGGGGUGCAUUGUUAAGGGUCUUAUUCUCUUUUCAGGUGUACAUUCAGCUGAUUUUACUUCCCCUCCUUGGUUGCUUUCUUUUGGAUUACAGAUUUCUCCCUCAUUUGAGGCUUAAAAGAUGCAAUAGGUUUGCCCUCCAAGGUUUUACCAGCUAAUUAUUAUUUUUUGCUUGACAUUUGUCCUAAGUGAUGCAAGUUUGAGUGAAUGCCAGUGUUUUUUCCUCUUUGUUGCACUGACACCAGAGAAGGGAAGAUGCUGUAACUGGGGCGUUCUUGUCAGUAGUUCUCUUGUCCACCUUUUUAUAUCGAUAAUUCAUGACCCCUAUAUGUAAAUGUAGGCUCUGCCAAGCCGCGUAAGGUGUGGCAACAUAGAAAUAAGGCCCAUGGUACAUGGUUUGAAAAGUUUGUUGUUGCAGCAUUAGUAAUAUUACUGUCUAUAAAGGUUGAAAAUCCUUAUUGCUGUUGCUGCUGCUAUGUCAUACUUAACAGACUUGAUAAGAGCGAUAAGACAUAUUUGAGAGUGAAAUACUGAUACAAAUGCACUUUUUCUUUUUGAUUUCCCAGUGUCGGGCGUAAUGAUAUGCUGAUUUUGAGAUAUAGUUCUUUGAUAAGUGAUUUUACAACUGUUAAUGACUUGCCAAUGCAAGUGUAAUGAUAAUAUUAAGCGAUGGUAAAAUGACCAGGUGAGACUUGAGCCAAAACGUAGGAAUGUGAUGUAGCGCCUUAUGAAAUGGAUUUAAUAGGAGUUCGGAGGGGGGGGGGUACAUCUUAUCUAUAGUACUUUGGAUUUAUUACUGCUUGAGGUUGUCCCUGUUUUUAUCAGAACUAUUCAUUGAGUAAUACCUGUUUGAGACAUCCAAAAGACAUCCAAGCUGUCAUUUACAUUGCAUGCUUUUUAGUGAGUCCUUCAUUUUUUCUUUUUUAGCCCAACUGUUCUCUUUGGAGGUAGUAACCUUAUGCAGGUUUGCCAAUGGCAACACAGUCUGCUGCUACAAAAAAGAAGGUAGUUCAACUUAUAAGUCUUAAUACAUCUCCCCUGAUGGCAGUGAGCUCAUGUGAGAGAAUGAUGGUCUUCAUCCAGCUUUAUUUUUUAGUCAUUGUCCACAGUGGACACGUCGUGAAAGUGUGUAUGGCUGUUGGCCUCUUGGUGUUUUACUAAAAAGUCAAUGUUGACCUGCCACCUAAUGGCAAUCUUGCACAUGCAGGAUGAAGUCUAAAGGACUUGAAAGUUAGGAAAAUAUCAAGUCUAUAUUAAUCUAUCCUCUCUUUUUAAAAAAAAAAAACAAACAAAAAACAACCCAAAACAAAACUUGGCUCACAUCUGUUAGAUAUGUAUAGAUUCAGCAUCAAUGUAGAUUUUCCCAGAAACCGAAUAUGAAGCACCAUUGGCAGAAUUUGUAUUCCUGACCUUUUAUAGUAUUUUUUUUAAUUUUUUUUUAUUAAAGCUGCAAUGUCCCACAGGCUGAAUAUGUACGGCAUCUUCAGGUUUAACUGGACGUUGAGAGUUGCAAUGCCAUAAGUCGGAUUGAUUGAAGCAUUAAUUUCAAGAAUGCUUCAGGGGAAUGAUGUUCCUGUGUCACGAAGUAUUGAUUUAAAAAGAAAAAAAAGUUUUUGCCACUCUUCACCAUGUUAAACACUAGGCUGUUAACGGAAGUCAAUUAAAAUGUGCGUUGUCCACAAUGACUUUUUAAUUUUUUUUAUUAUUAUUUCCAUGCACAUGGUCAAGUUUCGUUUAUUUAUUUUGUUUUUUUUAUUAUGUGCUUCAGUGCACAAAUUGUUUUGGACUUUAAAAGUUUUUUUUUUGUUUUGUUCUUUUUAUUUAAAGAAUUUUGUUUUCGUUGUUUUAUAGCGGACCAUUUGAUUAUAUCAAAUUUGAUGUGGUUGGACUGAAGGGAGGUUGGUGGUUGCAUACUUAGGGGAAGAAUGUGGAAAACAAUUUACUUGUUUCAAUCUCUUAACAAGGCUGGCUAUUGAUUUUGAUGUAGUACCUUUUUUUGCUGAACUGUGGUGCCAGUCAAACAUCCCUAUAUUUAAUUUUUGUGAAUAGGGCAAAAAUAAACAUUUUCUAUUA